UGUCGUCGACGUCGCGCGUUGCCGCCACCGACGGAGGCGGCCGAAGUUAGCACGCGGCUCUUUGUACAAGUACACGCUCCGGGUAUACUCGGGCUCCAUUCAUCGUCAUACGGCCAGCGCGCACUGUCGCGUGCGUGCGAGCGUGGUGCGUGCACGCGUGCGUGCGUGCGUGCGUGCAUGCGUGCGUGCAUGAGUGCGUGCGUACGUGCGUUGCAAAUCGGCUCGCGCGCGAUUCCCGCCUCUGUCUGACUCGGUCUGUCUUUAUCUCCUUUCCCCUCUGUCUACCACUCUCCACCUCCGCCUCCGCCUUUCUGUGCUCGCUCUCUCUCUUUCUCUCUCUUAAUCUCUGCCUCUCUCUUUCUCUUUCUCUCUCUCUCUUUCUCUGUCUCUCUUGUUCUCCUUCUUGUUUCUACGUCAGUCGAACGCAAAGUCAGUCGCGUUUCGUGCCGGCUGGUGUGCGCGUCGCAUCGCGCGGCUUGGCGCACCCGGGAGGCACCAGCCAACGCAGCACGGACAAACACGAGUGACGUUUAGACGCGCGCGACGGGGAGACGUUAUCCUGUGAUCGAAGGUUGUUCGUGACGACGCGACGCGAGUGCAUCGUCCGGGAACGACGACGGGCCGCGCUCGUCGCGCGAUGCGCGUAUCUGAUCGCGUCGCGACGCAUCAACGUCGAUGCCAUCUCGAUCGGUGCGGUGUGACGACAUGCGAUCGUAGCCGUAGCCGUGGAUGCGUGAGGCGCGCCACGCCGAAAUUCCGACUCGCCGGGACAGCCGACCUUCGCGUCUCCACCUUCUUCGCUAUCCUCCGGCGUUCGUUCUCCGGCGUGGUGAUAAGCGGCGGACAACGGCGAAACGAGGAUUCCACGGGAGUCGUUAUCGAGGACAUCGACUGUUCACGGCUGACGACUCCGUGGCUUUUCGACUCCGAGUACAUCGUGUGGCGAGCGCGUCACUCGCCUGUGCUAUUUACGCGCGUGUUUUGCCGUCGCGGCGCAUCGCGCACUUAUAAGGCCCAAAGAGUGAGAUCGCGCUGCAAAACGGAUUCGGAGAGGAUGUCGCGGUCGCGCGUGCAGAUCCUGAAAAAUGACGCUCUGACCAAGGCGGACGCGUCCGCAUGAAAUGUCUAAGUGUGCGUGAAAUCGCGUCGUCAAGAAUCCGCUCGGAGCUCGUCAGAAGCGCGAGGAUCGGUGAUGUCCGGCCGGCGAGUGAUACGCAAAGACAUCGGUCGCGACGACGCGUUCUGGUGACGUGACCGGCUACGACCGGGAGUGGAGUGUGCCGAGAAUG
Messenger RNA from Temnothorax curvispinosus, 1289 nucleotides. RefSeq lists its product as uncharacterized. The record is from RefSeq and is a predicted model, not a curated record. Lineage: Eukaryota; Metazoa; Arthropoda; Insecta; Hymenoptera; Formicidae. The transcript has 2 exons. Bases 638 to 1120 code for a protein of 160 amino acids.